Molecule: messenger RNA, 1290 nt
Organism: Guyanagaster necrorhizus
Lineage: Eukaryota; Fungi; Basidiomycota; Agaricomycetes; Agaricales; Physalacriaceae
Exons: 12
Coding region: 1-1290 (429 amino acids)
Biological process (GO): lipid metabolic process
Molecular function (GO): oxidoreductase activity
Source: RefSeq, a predicted model, not a curated record
AUGCCUUGGUAUCAGAUCUUCCAGGACGGUCCUGAAUACGAGGCUCGCAGGAAGAGGUCCAUCUUCACCCCCCCGAAUGUGACUCUCAAGGAUGUCCGCGACGCGGUACCAAAACAUCUUUUCGAACGUUCUACAUUCUGGGGACUGUUCUAUGUGUUCAAGCAUCUGGCCAUAACCUACUCCUUUCAUCUCUUUGCCACUAGAAUCGAUGUCAUCUCCCAAUUCCUAGUUGGCGGAUCUGAUGACAGACCCCUUCAUAGUCUCGUAUCUGCCUUCCUCUGGCUCACGUUUUGGGCAUGGCAAGGCUUUGCUUUCGCGGGUAUUUGGCUUAAUCAUCAGGCUGGCCAUGAUGCCAUUUCCUCAUAUCGUAUCGUGAAUUCCAUUGUCGGUAUAGUGCUCCAUACGGUUGUAUUGACUCCCUACUACGCGUGGCGUGCAACGCACCGUUCGCACCAUAAAGGGACUAACCAUAUGGACCGUGACGAGACUUACAUGCCACCUACGCGCAAAGAUUUUAAACUUCUGGAUGGAAAAGUGGCCGUCCGAAUGGACUACACCGAGAUACUGGAAGAGACACCGGCUUUCACACUCUUCAAGCUAUUUGUGCGCCAAUUCUUUGGAUUUCAACUAUAUCUUUUACAUAAUCGGAAAGGCAACGCGAAAUAUCCGGCGUGGACAAGUCAUUAUAAACCUUCGUCCCUGUUAUUCAAACCCGAACAACGCCGAUCGAUCAUCGUGUCAAACAUCGCCAUUGGUACCAUGUUGUCUAUUUUAACAUGGUUGACCUACACAUUUGGUUGGACAUCUGUCGUUAAAUUUUAUUUUGUGCCUUGGCUUUUCCAACAUAACUGGUAUAUUAUCAUCGAAAUUAGGCUGCUCGGUUUCCUAAUUACUCGUCUCACCAGGAUGGUCAUGUUCACAUAUCUGCAGCAUAGCGAUCCCACGAUUCCAUAUUAUCGAGGCGAUCAAUGGACGUUCGCUCGCGGUGCCUUGGCAACGGUAGAUCGCCCCUUGUUCGGAUGGGUUGGCAGAAUUCUCCUUCAUAAUAUUAGCACCAACCACUUGGCCCACCACUUCUUUGUUAGUGUACCCUUCUAUAACCUUCCUGAAGUGACGGAAGCAAUCAAGCCCGUACUCGGCGAGUAUUACAACUACGACUCUACGGGUGUACUGUUCGCUUUAUGGAGAUCAUUUACUCAAUGCACAUUCGUUGAGGAUGAUGGUGAUAUUUUAUUCUUCAAAAACCAAUAUGGAGAAGCUGUAAGCGAGCCUGCAGUCGAGUUCUCCUAA